ACACAACAAGUCUUCAACCCAAUCAUAAAUAAAAAAACCAAAGCACAAUUGUUAUUCGUACCUCGACACUGGAUUACGCAUAGAAUCUUAGAAUAAGUAGAAAAUCUUUCGAAUCUUCUCCCUACAGCACAGUUGUUUGUAUUGUAAUCAGUUAGAAGUCACUUGGCCUCCCCAUGGAUGAGGAAGAUGGGGUGUUCAGCUUCAGGUCACGCAGCCCCGCUAUGGGGAUAUCGGGGCUCAAGAGAGACCAGCAGAGGUCGCCGUCAGUGCCUGACGAAGGAGAAGGACGACGACCCUCAGGCGGUAUCCUACGUCUGGAUCCUUCCAAGCCGCGCCGUCGCUCCUCCGCCAACAGCAUUGAUCUGAGGAACGACGUCGGUCGGCAGGAAGGGGAUCCCUCGUCGCCGUGCCCAAGCGACCGUCUCUCAGUGACGUGGGCUGACGGCGAGCGCUCUGUCAGCAGCGACACGUCCCUACAGCAGCGUCUCGUGGGGCGUCUCGACGUCGUUGACAACCCUUCUGUCACCAACCUCCUCCCCAACUCGUGCAUACCAUCUCCAGGACCACAGUCGGUAGGGCACGCGUCCUGCAUGUCUCAGGAGCCAAUGGACCCCAGCAAGCUCAUGCCAGACGUGCGACCCGAGGACGAUGAUGAUAUCAGCGCCAGCAUCUCCGCGAUUCUCCAGCGCUCCGAUACGAUGAAAAAUACAAGGAAGCGCCGGCGCUCUUCCUUCCGUCGUAGGCUUACUCGGUCAUCGACGCUGACGGACAGCUCCGGGGAAUGCACGGUACUGGAGAUGGAGUCUGAUGGCGAGCUGGCCAAGGAUAAGCUGCGCGUGUACCGAGAAGUUAUCGCUGGAGUGCGGGAACAACCUUGGCCCAUAAGCAGGAAGCUGAAGCUGGCGAGGUCUGCGCGAGCGUACCUGGCUGAGAACGAGGGGGCCGAGGAGGAACGUCUCGCGCAGAGCACCAGCACGCGGGACAUUUGCUACCGACACUUCAGGGCCGUCAGGAAGUCAAUCGGAUCCGGAUUACUGAGCUUCUACAACCAUGUUUCUGAACUUGAGCUCUGGCAUGGGCGUUUUAAAAGAAUCGAAUCGCAUUUCGGCAGCGCUGUUGCAUCCUACUUUCAUUUCCUUCGCUGGAUAAUGGGUUUAAACGCCAUUUUGGUCGUGGUCACCUUUGCGUUUAUUAUCAUUCCAGAACUCUUAGCUUCUACUCGCUCGAACACGGGGGAGCGGAAAUUUCUCCUGGACGAGGAGCAGGAAGGAGGCUACGACUUUAAAGUCUUGUGGAACUUCGAAGGCAUGCUUCGCUACUCGCCCUUCUUCUACGGCUACUACAGCAGGAGGCACAGCACUCCUGAAGGAUACAGAGUGCCUGAUGCCUACUUUCAUACAUUCAUAAUGAUAUUUGCCUUCAGCUUCAUCAUGAUUAUACGCAAGAUGGCAGCUAAUCAGCGCAUGUCGAAGUUGUCGUACGAUAAAACUGAGUUCAGUUGGUCACUUCUGAGCGGCUGGGACUACGCAAUAGGUGACAUGGAGGCCGCGCAGAACAAAGUCGCUGCCAUCAACAUGGGCUUCAGAGAGCUUCUGCAGGGGGACAAAGAAAAAGAAAAAUCCCUUACUGGAUGGCGCCUGAUCGUGUGUCGCUGCACUGCUCACGUGCUGGUGCUUAUCUUGCUCAUUGCGAGCGCAUACGCUGUGGUGCAACUCGUCGUGCGCUCCAUGGAGGUCGACGAAACGUACUCCUGGUGGCGCCAGAACGAACUCUCUAUCGUAUUGACCCUCAUCUCGCAAAUAUUUCCUUAUUUCUUCAGUGUGGUGUCGAAGCUGGAGCACGUGUUGCCUCGCCAGGAGGUGCAGAUGCAGCUGGCUAGGAUCAUGGCGCUCAAUCUUCUUAACCUCACCACAUUCGUCUUCACACUUUACCGUAGCAUCACAGAUAUGUCUGAAGACAGCGACAAAGAGAAAGAUUACCUCUUGAACUCUGUUGCCGGCAUGACUAGCGAUGCUGCCACUGCCACUACUGGACCAGCAAACACGCAACUUCCUGCCAGCGAUAACUAUGACCAGUCGUUGUUCCUGGCGCUGAGUAACUCACAGGAUCAAAGUCUACAGUCUUUUGUCAAUAUUUCUACCCCAGAAAUUCUAGGAGCGGUUACAUCAACCGUGAUGAUCGCUGCUGCUGCUCUGAGCAGCAAUAUAUCGUGGCCGGAUUACGCGUUCAACUCGACGACAGCCCACCCGGCCCCCGAAACUCCAGACGCUGAGCGCAAGUGCAGAAAGGUCGCGAUCCCGUGUUCGACGCCCACCGUUGAGUUCAUAGACGACUACCUCCUGUUCCCCAAUGACACGAUCGGCGAAACUGUUGAAGCAAACAAUGACCAAUCUGAAACAACAGAAUUCAUACCAAUUGACACUAUGAAUAUUACAUUGUCAGACAACGAAACACAGAGUGGAAAUGGGACUGCAAUAGCCAUAGAUUUCAGGUCAAGUGAUGAUAAAAUGAGAGAUGUAGGGAUGAAUUCAACCGUUUUUCCCUCGAAUGCGACUAGUUAUUUCAAUGGAUCAAGUGACGAUGACUUUAACAUACUGGUGCCAGGCAACGAGGAUCUGAUUAAUCUACUCGAUGAAUCUCAUUACACGCCUGCACAAAAUUCCACAGCUACUUCAGAACCAGAUCAGAUACUCAACGUAACUUCGACUAACAAUACGCGCUACAGGAGAUACAUUAAUGAAGCAAGUUCAAUUCCAGAAGAGUUUCAGUUCGUAGACGAUGAAACUGUGCUUGAGCGUAAUAAGAGACAGCACGACUAUGACCAUCAUUUCUCUGGCAAUUUGUACGAUACGCGGAUCUUCAACUUUGUUACGGAGGCAGCACCCAGUACCACUUCCCAAAAAAGCACAACCCAAACCUCUUCUAGCUCCUCCCUUUCUUUCAAUUCUGUUUCAUCCAUUUUGCCUGUGAGCAUCCCUACACCUACUUUUCUUAAUUUUUAUUCAAGAAAAAAACUUGACUUACAAGUUGAAGCGACGAAGGCAGACACCGAAGAGAUGCCCUACAACGCACCUGCCAACUUUUUAAACAAUUCACACAAUUUAGAAUCCGACUUGGUCGAGCUGCCUAACAAGAUGGAAACAUCCGCGCCGAGAACCAGUUCCAGCAGCUUCUCUGCAACUGACAAGAUGGAAACCUCCGCGCCGAGAACCAGUUCCAGCAGCUUCUCUGCAACUGAACUUGAUUAUGACGUUGCCAAUUCUCCUUUUCAAUGCUUUGCAUUUAUUUGUGAUGACAGUGAUUCCAAGAAUGGAGACAGCACUCCUCAACUUGACCGAGAAUUCAAUUCCACUAUUGAAGACUCCGCCUACAUAAACAAGAGUAACAUAUCCAACCCGGCAAACGACUCCAUGAAUGAAGAAAAUUCCCAUCAAAUUGACCAGGAAUUUAAUUUUACUAUUGGAGACUCGGGCUAUAUAAACAUGAGUACCGCGUCCAGCCCGGCAAGCGACUCCAAGAAUGAAGAAAAUACUCUACAACUUGACCUGGAAUUUAACACCACAACAGUAAACUCCACCUAUCCAAACAUGAGCGAACCAUUUAGCCCGGCAACCGACUCCAAGAACGAAGAGAGUUCUCUUCAAUUUGAUCUGGAAUUCAAUUUCACAACAGAAGGCUCCAUCUAUUCAAACAUGAACGAAGUGUUCAACCUGACAAGCAACGGCUCAGCUCCGAACUUGAAGAACGAGACGUACUUUAUUGACGACGUGGUGGACGAUGUCAGUGAUUCGAUUACUGACUGGAACGAUGAGAUGAAACUAGAUCGUUUGGAAGACCUUAUAACUGCGCUGCCGCACGCAAGACGACGGAAGCUCCGCAGACUGUGUUGGGAGACGGCUAUUGGACAAGAAAUCGUAAAAAUAACAGUCAUGGACCUGAUCGUGACCAUCGCCUUGAUCUUCAUCACCGAGUACCUACGCGCGGUGUUCGUGCGCUUCUGUAACUUCAGGAACUGCUGCUGGGAUCUCGAGAAGCAGUAUCCUGGAUACGCAGGUUUCGACAUCGCGGAAAAUAUUUUCCACCUCAUCAACAACCAGGGUCUCGUGUGGAUGGGCAUGUUUUUUUCACCAUGUCUGCCAGCCCUGAAUCUCGUGAAGCUUGUGAUCCUCCUGUACGUGCGCUCCUGGGCGGUGGUGACAUCUAAUGUGCCUCCUGAGGUCGUCUAUAAAGCGUCCGACAACAACAACUUUUACUUGCUACUCUUCCUCGCCAUGCUCUUCCUGUGCAUGCUGCCUGUCUGGUUCGUGAUGGUUUGGGCCCCACCAUCCUGGCAUUGCGGGCCGUUCAGCGAGUACGAGCACGUUUAUAAGAUCUUCCCGUUCAUCGACUUCAUUUCCAUCCCCUUCUUCGUUAUCCCUGCGGUACUCCUACUCGUGCUGGCCAUAUUCUACUAUGUAUCGCUCACCAAGGCUCUCAGAGAAGCCAACGAAGACCUUUACGAUCAACUCUGCCACGAACGUAACGAGGAGAGGAGGAAGACGAAGGAAGCCUUGGCCGGCGCGCCGGUGCUCGACACUCCAUCAUCCAGGUGGGCUAAGCUAAUCAACAUGACGCCUCUGCCCAACCGCUCCCGAAUUGCAUCUCUCACAGCCAAGCUGAAAGCUGCCGCUGCUACAGUGGACGACGACGAUGACGAUGCGCUGCGCACUCCUCUGCUGUCAGACGCCCACGCGGCGCCGAGUCUCCCAGGCGACGACUUGACGGACCUCGGACAGUCGGAGGUGUUCGACGACUCUCUCUCCGAGCAGCGCAAGACUUCACUCAAGCAGGGCUCACUCAAUGACAAGCGCUCAACUGUUUCGAAACAAGCAAACGAUGCUAAAAAGAGAGAUACGAUUCCCUCAAAAGAUAAUCUCGGCAAGAAAGCUCGAGAAGAUUCUGUAAAAAAUGGAAGGAAAGGCCGAGAUAGAUUGGAGUCGCAAGAAUCUGCAGGCAGUCAGAUGCCGAAAAGCCCUAAAUAUCAGAAAAAAAGUAAGCGAUUUUCUUUCCCUGAUUCUUUUAACCAGGAUACUGCAGCACUGGAGUCUAAAAGGCAGCCUCGAGACUCUCUGAAGAUAAGGAAACAUGCACGGGAUAAUGGAGAAGCGGCUAACGAAGAUCUUGCGCAAAAAGACAGCACUGACUCUAAAAAGAAGGAAACUUCUUCAACCCCGUACGUGAAACAGAAACGAAGGCCGACGUCGCAGGAAGGGCAGGGCUCCGAAGAAGCUCGUCGUAAGCAAACUUCAGGUAAGCAAUCUACGCCGACUAAGGACCCUUCUCAUUCCAGGAAAGGAUCUUCCAGUAGUCAGGAACGCAAGAGGAAAGAAAGGAAUUGGGCAUCACUGGAACGGGAUCCUCCUGCAUCUGACAGCCCUCUAAGGAAGUCUCACAAGAAAAAGAAUCGAGGGGGCGUCCCUCCCACGGUGGUGGUGGACCAGCACGGGCCAGACAUCGAACAAGAAAAACUAGUUCAGGAGUCCUUGGUCAAGCAGGAAGGAGCUGAGGACGACGACAGCGACAUGCAAAGAAUCCCUGUUAUCAAGAUCAGCAAAGAGGACAGCGUUGAGCGCUCCAUCGAGCAAGCCAAGUUGGAUCGUCAGAAAGCAAUCCAAGAAGACGACCUCAACCCCGACGGAGAGCAGAUUCCGAUGGCCGACGACUCUGAUGCCCCGACACUGCAUGACCGGCCGCCAUCAGCAGAAGGUCACGAGGCGCACUACAGAGACGCCGCACCACGUCCAACUUCCUCUCAAGCAACCGACAGCCCCGAUCUUAGCUCAGUGACUCGAGCUCAGUCGCACACAGCCGAUUUGCAUAAUAAAAAUGUUUGCGACGGUGAAAUUGGUGAGCAAAUUUGCUCGACUAACAUGACUGAUUUCACGAGCCCAAUUUCAGUAUCGUCUUCUGCGUUCUUCCCUCCGCGCGGUCCCGACAGUCCCGAUUUGACAAACCCAUUGUCAUCUGCGGCUUCUGAAGCCAGAAAUGCAUCUGAUAGCCCAGACCUCACCAUUUCAAAUUCGAUCUCGACUCCAAGCUCCAGCUCAUGUAAGACUUACGUUAUUCCCACGAAUAUUGAGACUGAAAACAAAACCAAGUCAGGAGCUGACGUUGCAACGCAGGAAGCAGGACCAGAUGAAAGAACUGAUCCUCCAGAGCCUCCACAACGCACGUCAUCUCUGCACAAAAUUUCUCGCAGUAACUUGGAAAGUAAGAGUAUUAAACUAGCUAGACAUCAGACGUUACCGGAUAAACUUCCUGAAACAAUUCAAUCACUUGCGGAUAAGGAUGAUGCCUCAAAUGAUCCCUUCCAAACGAACAUGACAGCACCCAAAGCGGCGGUAGAAGACGAUUUCCUUCCAAAUGACCAUGAUGGCAGGAACAAACAGAACGAGUAACGUUGGAAUUUCUGAAUUGUGAUGUAAAAAUAUGUUCACUUUUACGAAUGCUACAUUUGUAGCCAAUUCAUUUCUAUAUUUGUAUUGUUAACCAUCGAUAUUUACGAAGCUCGAUCGAUAUUUACGCAGUUUUGGCCCAUUCUUGAAGUCACUUUUUCUGCAACCGAAAUAUGGUUGCAGCUUUGCUAGCUUUGAUUUAAACUUUCGGAUAUUAAUUACAAUCGAUUUUAAUGCACAUUUAUUGGAUUUAUGGUUUCAAACGUUUUUUAUUUCUUUUUUAGAAGACAAAGUUUAUUUUUAAGAACAAUUCCCAUGAAUAAAUCCGUUAUCAAAAUAUGAUGGCAAAGAUUCCUUUCAAUAUCGCCUGCCCUGGAUGCACGCAUUAGUUUGUGAGCUCGCACGCACAAACUAAUGUUAUGCGCCUUGUCAGCAGAGUACGUACUUUUUUCUUGCAAAGAAAGCCAUCACAUAAUUACUUAUCCUCCCUCAAAGAAAGCCAUUACAUAAUUGACUAAUGUUAUCAUGUCCAUUGAAGUCAACUCAUAAGUGCACGUUAUACACGAAUUUUACUAAUUAUGGCAUCUUAAUUACGUAUGCCAUAUCCGCACUGUGCCAUCAAUCAUUUCAGUUGGCUCAAUAAUCAAAAUGUAACCUUCAUUCAUUUUUCUCGUGGCUUUCAUGCAAACAUCAGAACGACACAUCCUAAAUUCAUCUCACCAGGUUAAGAAUACAAAGGUACGUUAAAACUGAGGCUGAUUAGUCCUGUGCAUGAAAUCCAACAAAAUACAUGGCAAUGAUUAAACAAUAUUUCCCAAAGUUCUUUGCAAGUGCACAGCGAGGCGAUCACCCUUUCAAGCACAUCAAGUGGGAUAGUCGACAUAUUCAUAAUUAUCGGGCACUGUGUCGAGCACUAGCUGAGCUUCGGCGUACACAACAGUUACUGAGUAUCACGAUAAUUGAAGAUCAUCAAACUAAUGAGCGGAUUACAUUAAUAAACACUUUCACGACUUGGUUGCAAGACAUUGAAGCGAGAGAUUUAAUUUUUCUCAAGCGGACAAGUGAGGUUAACAAUACAGUAAGUUAUGGUCGAAUAAAUGUUCUUCUGAACCUAGUGACUUGUUCUCGAAAAAAAAAGUCGCGUAUUAAUUCACAAAUACCCUCGCUCAGACAUGAAGGCUAUUUUAUAAAAUCUUUUGAACUUUUCAUCAAUCUUUUGAACAUUUUAUAGAAUCUUUUGGAAAAAUUCCUCCAACAUUGAUCAUUUUGUGCCUAUGAUAAAAGAAUAGGUAAAGAAACUUAAGUCCAAUGGCAGAUAAGUGAGAUACGUAAUAGGAAGUUAAUAACAAGGAAAUUACGUGUGAUCUAAAUACAUAGGCGUGGUCUAAGUUUACUUCAACACUGGAUUGAAAAUAAAAAUUUGCAGCGAC
Hyalella azteca is the source of this 7864-nucleotide messenger RNA. RefSeq names its product transmembrane channel-like protein. Bases 174 to 6437 code for a protein of 2087 amino acids. Gene Ontology annotation, cellular component: plasma membrane. NCBI's taxonomy places the organism in Eukaryota, Metazoa, Arthropoda, Malacostraca, Amphipoda, Hyalellidae. Gene Ontology annotation, molecular function: mechanosensitive monoatomic ion channel activity. The transcript has 21 exons. The record is from RefSeq and is a predicted model, not a curated record.